UAAAACUGACUCUUUUUGAAGAUUUAACAUGUAUACUAUCAUAAUGAUUGAUAAACAAUAUACGUCAAAUGCCCGGAUGAACAGUGAAAACAGAUAUGUAAGACUUGUUAUAAGUUACAAGGUUUUAAAUAAUAUGGUUACGCAAAAGGUAAAUAUAAAACCACAUACCAUAGAUUUCCGAUAGAAAUAAGGAGGUAGAAAAACGUAUUAUAGAACAAGGCAUUUUUGAAAUCUUGGUAACAUUGGGAAACGAAUGUUAGUAUCUUCUAGUAUGCUCCUUCAUUACGAUUGUAUACCUCGAUGAAUGCUAGUUGGUUCAUGCUAAUAUAUUAAAGUUGAAAACACUGGUGAGUCAAUUGAAUAAGAAGACGGGGCUAAAAAAAAAUUGUUUCCAAAUACAAUGUGGCGGAUUUCGACGGAAUAUUGGCAACUGGUGUUUCUCGUCAUACAGAUACUAGUUUCAGGUUGUGUUGUCGAAGGACAAUCUGCAGACGUUAACAAACCUGGAGUAUGUCCCGAAUCUUUAGAACCAACUAGUGAGUUUUGUGUUAUUGAAUGCAAUAAAGACAGUGAGUGUCCAGGAGACCACAAAUGUUGUCAAUUGUUGUCAUGUGGAUCGAUAUGUACGUCACCCAUAUUUAAAACAACAUCGUCAAAUGAAUCUGCAAGUAAUCCGACAUCUACCGAAGCUACCGAUUGUAAAAACGAAUGCGACACUAGUAGUGAAUGUGCAUCAAUGUCGCUCUGCGUGAGACAAGGUUGUAAAAGAGUUUGUAAAUCAUUCAGCAGUAGGAAGGCAACGUCAGUACCAACGAAACCUGUUGUGACGUCAAUUUUAAGAAGAGUAAGAAAUUGUACGGAUCAGUGUCUAAGAAAUAUUCACUGUGAAAAAGGGUUCGAAUGUGUUUCAAAAGGAUGUAGGAAUGUUUGUGAACAGACAAGCAUGACCAAAACAAUUCAAAUAUCAAAUACUAAGUCUACAACUGAAGACUGUAACGAUAGAUGUCUGAGUGAUGUUCAUUGCCCCCACAAACACACUUGCAUUCAAGAAGGCUGUCGCAAAGUUUGUAGUGUUAAAACUGCACUAGUUCUUAAUAAUACAGAAAAGCAACCUGUAAGUCAGUUAGAAACGACAAAAGAAACCAAAAGUCGCUGCAUUCGCUCGUGCUUUAAAGAUGCUGACUGCCUUACGGGAUCAAAAUGUUAUCAACAAGGGUGUAAUACAUUCUGUGGACACCAAAGAACGAGUCCUUGGACUAACGCUGACGCCUCAAGGAGUACUUCUUCAGCAUUUAGUGAACAACCUUGGUUGAGUACGUCUUUGUCAGCUGGUUUUCAGGAAAAGCCAAAGUCUUCAUUACUACCCAAUGCUUGUCGUCUUGACUGUACGUAUGAUAGUGAUUGCAGUCAGGGUUUGUACUGUAGGCGACGUAGCUGUAAUCGAUUAUGCGAACCCGAUGUAGACAGACAACUUUCAAAGCAUACUAUUAUCCAAAUACCCACCAAUGUUCGAUCCGAUAGUACGUGCAAGGAUGAAUGCAAUUUAGAUGUAGACUGCAGUGCUGGGUUCGUUUGUAGACAGUUAGGAUGUCGCAAAAUUUGUAAGCAAGAUGACUCAAGUACGAGAAAAAUUAUCAAGACGGAUUCGCGCUUAACACUAUGUCAAAAUCAGUGUAACAGCGAUUCAGAUUGUUCAUUUGGAAUGGCGUGUCUUAAAAAUGGAUGUCAAAAUGAAUGUAUUGAAAGAUUUAUAACAACUACUAAUACCCCAUUAGACUGUGUAAAUGAAUGUUUAAGCGAUAGAGACUGUAACUUUGGGAAUAUUUGUAUCAAGAAUGGAUGCAAAAACAUUUGCCAAAUUGCUCAAUCAUCGCAAAAUGUACAAACAAGUCGCAUAACUGGAAACAAUAAUUGUAAUACUGAAUGCGAAAGACAUUCGGACUGUUCGUUAGGUCGAAACUGUGUGAUAGACGGUUGCAGUAAAGUUUGUAGAGGUGAUAGUCGUAUAUUGAACGAACAUACAAACAGAUCUCCGUCUAGUUCUGAUUCGUGCACAGAUAUAUGCACACGUGAUAGUGAUUGUAGCACAAAUUCUUUCUGCACGCACAGAGGAUGCAGACUAGUGUGCAUUUCAAGAGAGAAUUUUAUGUCGCUCGCUCAUCAGUCUCCAUUGAUUCGUACUGACAACCUUAGUCGAAGAGAACAUAUUCAUGACAAUAUUCCUGCAGAAAUAUCAAACAUUUUGGAAACGAGGCAAACAGGAACACGCUGUUUAAAUGAAUGCUUCCGUAAUUCACAAUGUCCGCGCCAUAGCACGUGUGUUCAAAAUGGCUGCAACAGGUCAUGUGAAGAUCAAACAUUAGGUCGAUUCAACGGAUGA
Molecule: messenger RNA, 2380 nt
Organism: Mytilus trossulus (common blue mussel)
Lineage: Eukaryota; Metazoa; Mollusca; Bivalvia; Mytilida; Mytilidae
Product: keratin-associated protein 10-4-like
Exons: 4
Coding region: 401-2380 (659 amino acids)
Cellular component (GO): extracellular region
Molecular function (GO): serine-type endopeptidase inhibitor activity
Source: RefSeq, a predicted model, not a curated record